AUGACACCAGCCAUCCCGGCUUCCCGGGGCAAGACAAAUAGGACAGCCAGGCGGGACAUCGCCCUCACCUUCGACCAGCUGGAGGACCUGUCCAUUCGGCUGGAUAACCUGCUGGCUACCCAAAGACGUCCAGACCUCUGCGACCAUCUGUGGCCGCAGAGGUCACACUGCCGACCAGGUUCCCUUAACACUAAGGCUGACGCGCUGUCCCGUCUCUACGACACUGAGGAUCGGACCAUCAAGCCUAUUCCCAUCAUUCCGGCUGCUAGGCUGGUGGCACCGGUAGUAUGGGAGGUGGACAACGAGCGGGCACUAAGGGGGGAACUGCGCCUCCACAGUGCCCGGAGGGUCGUAGGUACGUGCCUCUUGCUUAUUUUGACGUAUAACAAAGAUUUUGCUUUUGAUGUGCAGCCAGUGCCCUUGAGGAGAAUCCUUGCCCCAGGGGAGGAGGAGAACUUGGAGGUGGAAGAAGAGGAGGAUGCUGCUACAGGAGCAGGCUCCCCAGAGUCCUUUCCCAACAGAGUACCAGGUACAUUGUUGCCACGGUUACCCUCAGAGCCCAGGAUGUCGCUGCUCACAAUAAAGAUUGACAAGAUUGGGCUGAAAGAUGCUGGGAAAUGCAUUGAUCCCUACAUGACAGUUAGUGUGAAAGAUUUGAGUGGCAUUGAUUUGAACCCAGUGCAAGACACACCUGUGGCAACCCGAAAGGAGGACACAUACAUUCACUUCAGCGUAGACAUUGAGAUCCAGAGACAUAUCGAGAGACUACCAAAGGGGGCAGCUAUUUUCUCUGAGUUCAAGCACUAUAAACCCAAGAAGGGGUUUACAAGCACAAAAUGUUUUGCCUUCAUGGAAAUGGAUGAGAUCAAACCUGGUCCCAUUGUGAUCGAGUUGUACAAGAAGCCUACUGACUUCAAGAGGAAGAAGCUCCAGCUCCUGACCAAGAAGCCACUCUAUCUCCACCUCCACCAGACGUUGCACAAAGAUUAAUAACCGAGGUCACAGAGUAGAGCACAUCAAGAAAGCAGCAGCGCCACAGAAUUCCACUGUAGUCAUCAGACAUCCAGUAAAGUUUGGUGUAGCGACUCCCUAUCCGCCUCCACUCACAUCAACAAUACUAAACCCAGCAGGCCCAAAUGCCACAACCUCAACUCUGUGAUAGGACGGCCCUGGAUGACACAUAUUAACUACAGCGGUGACGGCACACUACUGUAUAAUGCUGCUUCGUAACCCAGUGGGAGGUGGGAAUUUACCAGUUGUGAAGUCGUAAAUACCAGUUGGAUGCAUUCAACUUGUUGAGAAAAGAUCAUUUGGCUAAUGGCCAACAAGCUGCCUAAACCAUAAACUAAAAGCUAUCAUGCUGGUAAACAAAUGAGUGUUAAAAAACAUAUUAAUAGAUUGCUUUUUAUAAAUAAUGUUUUGUUGCAUUUAAUUGCAAAAAAAUGCUGUUAUCCAGGUAAUUUCCUAAUUAGGUGACGUCAGAGGUCAGCAUGUGGGAGAAGUGGGAGCUCAGGAUGAUGUAUGAGUUUCCCACUAGUAAUUACCAGUUGGAGGGCCUUUCAAAUGGUAAAUUCCCACUUGGUUACAAAACGCAGCAUUUGACCCCGCUGGUGCCAAUUAGCGAUCACUUUUUUUCUCCUCUCUGCAUGAUGCUCAAUGGAAAAGAAGAGUUGAGUUAGCAAUUGGUACUGUAUGUCAAACAACCAGCCUCGUCUUUAGUCUUCCUCUGCCUUUCCCUUUGGGGAUGAAAGAGAAUCAACAUGAUCAUAGGUGCUCAAGCGGUCUAUUGAUGAUGUCAUAUCCUGGUGCUGACACUGCCACAGUGAAAAUAUAUAACUGCCCUGUUCAUUUACUUACAUCCUUAUCACUGAUCUGGCGUUAUUUAAUAGGUAAAAGUAAUAUAUUGGGAUAUUUGCUUUAAUCUAUCACAUUAGAUGUGUGAUUAUUUCAAGGAUGGGAGGAAGGAUGCAUAUUUUUUAGCAUUCAAAAAUGAUUCUGAGAUGCUAUGAUGUCAUCCUACAUUUACAUUUAAGUCAUUUAGCAGACGCUCUUAUCCAGAGCGACUUACAAAUUGGAAAGUUCAUACAUAUUCAUCCUGGUCCUCCCAUGGGAAUUGAACCCUGGUCCCCCGUGGGAAUUGAACCCACAACCCUGGCGUUGCAAGCGCCAUGCUCUACCAACUGAGCCACACGGGACCUACUUUGAAGAAUCUCAAAUAUAAAUUAUAUUUAGAUUUGAUUAACACUUGUUUGGUUACUACAUGAUUUCAUAGUUUAUGUCUUCACUAUUAUUCUACAACGUAGACAAUCAUCAAAACAAAGAAAAACCCUAGAAUGAGUAGGUGUGUCCCAACCCUUGACCGGUACUGCAUCUAUAGCAUGAGGUCAAGUUACAAUACCUAACAGUAGGUAAAACUUCAAACUAAAACUAGUUCAGAAGAAAAACAGCUUAUUUCAGCUGUAAUGAACGACAGGAUUUAGGAACAUGCUUAAAUGUUUUAGAUCGUAUAUGUUAUGUUGACGUGAAGACCAUCUCUGAUAUAGACCGAUACAUACUAUUAUUAAAUAAACACCGCACCCAAGUCAAGUGUGUUUAGUAUCUUCAACAUGUUGGGGCAGCGUCUAAAAACGUUCAUUACUGCACACUGUAGCAAAACGUUAUGCAACGGAAAAACAGACGUUUCUUAUUGGACAAAUUCAGGUCAGUACCCUCCCUGUUUCGGUCCGUUUUCUUCGGUUUGGUGUCUAGUGAAUAAGACCCUGCUGUUGCUCCAAGCCAACACCAACCCAGGACAAGCUGGUAUCCUGGUUCUGUAAGAUGUGCCCCUGCAGUUCGGCUAAAAUCACUGUAAUAAUCUCCAUCCAUCCACAGGGAGACCGCCAGUCACUGUCCCCUACAGUACGUUAUGAAACAAACCAUAUGCGUUCUUAACUAGGAACAACUUUGUUUCUUCAGAGCAACGUAGCCUUUAGUCUUUAAAAUGUUGCUAAUGCUAGUUAGCAUGGUAGCGUUACAUUGGCUUACUGUAGUUUUUUGGUGUAGGUGCUCGUGCAGGUCCCGUUAUAAAGGGAGUUGAAAAGGAUGCUGCAUGUAACUGAAGUUGACUUUUACCGUUGUUUUGAAUGCUGUUCCCAUCAAGGCCACACUGGCUAACCACUAUUAAAACAUUGUCUCCUUUUUAUUAUUAUUUUUUUUUUUUUUGUAAUGGCACUAACUGAAUACACUUAUGGUGCUUUCAAGACAACUGGGAACUCUGAAAAGAAUUUGGUCAAAUCAUGACGUCAGUGAUCAUCGGGUCGAAAAGUCAGAGCUCUAGAAAGGUGCCAGAGUUCCCGACGUGGAAUUCCGAGUUGGAUGACUUAAAAGAUUUCUCCCAGUCGGAGCUUGUUUUUUUCAGAGUUCCCGGUUGUCUUGAACACACCGAAGUCGGAUAUUUCUGAGUUCCCAGUUGUUUUGAACACGGCAUUAAGAGACACUAAUCAGUGCAUAUUAUUGUGUGUGCUGUACGACAGGGUUGACGAUUGUCAAUACAGUGUUGUGCUUUUGGUAACAGGUUGUGAUAAAAUGAACAUUUAUCAUUGGACUGACAAUUUACACUGCUUUCAUUUUUAAUAAACAAAAUGCUGUUUGAA
Molecule: messenger RNA, 3632 nt
Organism: Salvelinus fontinalis (brook trout)
Lineage: Eukaryota; Metazoa; Chordata; Actinopteri; Salmoniformes; Salmonidae
Product: axin interactor, dorsalization-associated protein-like
Exons: 9
Coding region: 1-990 (329 amino acids)
Biological process (GO): determination of ventral identity
Cellular component (GO): membrane
Molecular function (GO): phosphatidylinositol binding
Source: RefSeq, a predicted model, not a curated record